AUGUGGCUCCUUAGCACCGACCGCGCUAAGCUCCACUACUAUCACAGUCCAGAGGACGUUCCUGGUGGUUACACUAUCCUGUCGCACGUCUGGGGGAAGGACGAGCAGUUGUUCAAAGCCACUCAGAAGCUGAAGAAACAAUGCAACAAGGAUAGAACCAAUCCUCGCGACCAUUGCUCCGAGAAGGUCCGUCAGAUCUGUAUCAUCGCGGAGAAGGACGACAUGCACUGGGUCUGGAAUGACACCUGCUGCAUCAACAAAGACAGCUCAGCCGAGCUCUCCGAGGGAAUCAAUUCAAUGUACCGCUACUACGCCCUCGCCGCUGUAUGCUACGCUUACCUGGCGGACGUUCCGAGCGACGGGUUCUCUGACGACUUGAAGGCGCCGUUCGCGAAGAGCAAGUGGCACAAGCGCGGUUGGACGCUUCAGGAGCUCAUCGCAGCCACCGUGGUCGAGUUUAUCUCCGCCGACUGGCGGAAGCUCGGCACCAAGAUGGAACACGCAGGCCUCCUAAGCAGGAUCACCAAGAUCCCCGCUGAAGUGCUCCUGAUGGAGCAGCCCGUGAGGAGGUACAGUAUCGCCCAGCGAAUGUCUUGGGCCUACAAGCGGGAGACGAUGCGGGUAGAGGAUCGUGCCUACUCCCUCAUGGGGAUCUUUGCCGUCAAUAUGACGACUAUCUACGGCAAAGGCGAGCGAGCAUUCCAACGGCUGCAAGAAGAGAUCAUGAAACAGUCCAUCGAUCCAUCCUUGUUUGCUUGGGGGGCCUUCCACCGCAUAACUGACAACCACACUCGUUACCCGCUAGCACGACUGGUCCAUGAGCACACUGAGUACAAGUCAUAUCUCCUUGCGGCAUCACCAGACGAUUUUCUUCCAUUGCAUUCAGGCAAGACCACGUUUUUACCAAGUCUCCCUCGAGCGGAAUCACCAUAG
This is a messenger RNA of Dichomitus squalens LYAD-421 SS1, 933 nucleotides long. RefSeq names its product HET-domain-containing protein. The coding region runs from base 1 to 933 and encodes 310 amino acids. The transcript has a single exon. The record is from RefSeq and is a predicted model, not a curated record. Lineage: Eukaryota; Fungi; Basidiomycota; Agaricomycetes; Polyporales; Polyporaceae.